Tetrahymena thermophila SB210 is the source of this 5018-nucleotide messenger RNA. Its product is annotated as cyclic nucleotide-binding domain protein. The transcript is spliced from 11 exons. The record is from RefSeq and is a predicted model, not a curated record. Lineage: Eukaryota; Ciliophora; Oligohymenophorea; Hymenostomatida; Tetrahymenidae.
CUAUUCUAUGGUUUGUUGAUAUAGUUUUAAAUAUGAAUUAAAAAAUUUAUCUUUAUACUGGAGAGCUUUAAAAAAGAAAGGAAAUAGCUGUUUAUUAUCUUAAAAAAAAAGCAUUUUAUGAUUUUGUUCCUCUCAUGGUAAUAUUUGUCCCUUUUUAUUAUCAAAUAAGCUAGCUUUAUUAAAUCCUUUAAUUCCUAAAAAUUCGAAAUCUGUCUUUAGAAAUUUUUGAAAUACAAUUUCAGCUCUGUGUUAAAGUUAAAAAGUAUUAUUUAGUUUAGCUAAUUAAUCUCAUUAUAAAACUGUUUUUACUAGCUCAUUUUGUAUCUUCUCUUUGGUAUUUACUUGGAUAAGUAGAGAUAAAAUAUUUUGAAUAAGAAUAUACUUGGUACGAAGAUAGUAUCGGAUAAGAUGGAACUUGGUGGAAGCUAUACCUUGCAUCUAUGUACUGGACUUUAACUUUAAUGGCAACAGGUUCUAAUGAAAGCAAAACAGUAUUGUAAACAUUUUUUACUACAUUUACAAUGCUCUUCACAAACAUAGCAUUUGCAUAUAUUUUGAGUGUAAUUGGAAUAAUUCUUUCUGAAAUGGAGUAAGGGGAGGAAGAUAAGAGAAAAGAUGUAAGUAUCAUUAAUAAAUACAUGAGAAAAAGGUAUAUUUCGAAUAAUUUAUAAGCUAGAGUAAACUUAGAUUUGGAGAACUAUUACUAAACAAACUUUAAAUAAGAAUAAAUUUAAAAUUUAGGAGUGCUUGAAAAGAUAUCUGCUGAUUUAAAAGAAUCUCUUAUCAAAGAAUACAAUAAAAAAAUAUUAAAUAAAAUACCAUUUCUAAAUAGUAUUUUUAGUGAUAAAAUUAUAGAAUAAGCUUCCUUUGUCUUAGAUGAAAAAUACAUUUUUCCCAAUUAAGAAAUAAAAUUAGAGAAUGAUCAGAAUGAUUUUUUCUUAAUUUAUGUGAUAUAAGGAUAAAUUGAAAGCUAUUAUAAUUUAUGCCAAGACAAAACUAAUUCAAUCUAAAAAUAUAAGUAAGGAGAUAUAAUUGGUUAGUAUAGUUUUUUUACUGGAACUUAAAUUGAAUAGUAAUUCAAAUCGACUGAAUUUACAAAAAUUAUGAUAUUAAGUAGAAAUAGCUUUAUAGAAAUAGUAAAAAAAUAAGACCAAGAAUUUGAGAAAUUUAGUGAAAUAAAAGAUCGACUUCUUUUGUAUAGUUAAUAUAAAGUUGUAAACUUGAAAUGUGAUAUCUGCAAACAAUCUUCUCACUUUAUAUAAUUUUGCCCAUUUAUUUCAAUAAACAGAGAAUAAUUUAAUAGAAAAAGAUUCAUUUACGGUAAUUCUUUAUGCAUAUAAAAAUAUGUAAAAUAAUUUGCUUAAGAUCUAAUAAAAUCUAUGAAACAUCAUGAUAAAUUAAUAGAAGAUUCUAUAUUAAGUUAAAUGACAUUAAUAGAAGAAGAUACUUUAGCAUCCUAAAAUGAAAAUAUUUAAGAAUAACCUUCAAAAGAAAAUUAAUCGUAAUUAGAAAACUAAAGCAUUUGUUUGAUUGAAACAAAUCCUAAAUUAAGAACAAUUAUUACUAAUAAUAAUGUCUUAAAGAAUGAAAAUAAAAUACUUUCAUAAAAAGUCAAUUCAGAAGAUGAAGAAUCUUCUUAGAUAGAUGUAAAAUCUUUAUAAAAAAAUGAUUCUUUAGCUAAUGAAAAAAGUUUAUUAUCAUUUAUUGAUCCUAUUAUUAGUAUUAAAUCUGGCUAAGAUAUUUUAUAAAAUAAAUCAAGGAAAGAAAGUUUAGAAAGAGAUAUAAUUUUAACGAGAUAAAAAAAAGAGAGUAAUGAUUUUUUUAUUUAUAAAGCUGAAUAAAGUUUGAGUUAAAUUGAAGAAAAAAAUGAUAAAUCAUUAUAAUUUAAAACAAAAAUUAACUAAAAAUUAUAAAGGAAUUCUAUAAACAAUAUCAAAUAAACAGAAAUUAUUGGAAGCAUUCAAACUGAUAUGUAAAACAUAAAAUCUCUUUAAUAACAAAAUUCAAAUCUAAGAUAAUUAAUUGAGAGUUUGAUUAAAAAUUAAAAUACUCAGUAUAAGUAUAACUCUUUCCAAAAUUACAAAACUAUAAAUUCAACUUAAUAUUUAUUAUAAAGAGAGUUAGUAAAUGAAUACAACCCUUUCUAUUUUGAAUCUCUUAAAGAUUACUAAUUUUAUUUUCCUGAAUCAAACUCUAAGAUUCUAAUACCAAAAUAUUAAAAAGAUUAAAAAAAGAAAUUAAAGCCUAUUAAAAAAUAAUAUAAAAUGCAUGAUAACUAAAGUAAUUUCAUUAAAUAUCAUCAAACUAUUAGUGCAAAGAAAGUUUAGGAUCGAUAUAUUUGUGAAGAGGAAUCAGUUUGGAGUGAUCCAGACAUAUCAAAUAAAUUUAAUGCAAAAUAAGUAGAUAUCUAAAAUGUUUAUUAGCUUCAUAAUGAGAGCGAACUAAAAUAAUAUACAAGCAUAAAUAAGCAAAUUUAAGAAAUGAAGGAUAAAUAAGGGCAUUUAGAUAAAUAAUAUGAAAAAUAGUAAACAAUUAAUAGGUUAAAAACUUUAAGCGUACAAAGAAAGUAAUAAGCAAGCAUUAAUAAUUCUACAUUCUAAUAAGGGUUGAAUUAAAAUUCCUUUUUAAGUAAAAAUGAAUAGUAAGCUGUAGUUGAAGAUGACGACAAUUACAUGCUUAAUGGAACAAUAAAAAUUUAUUAAAUAUAAGGACCUCUUACUUUACUAUCUAAAUAGUUUAUUUCUACUAUUUGGGUUGUUGAAAUUGUGUUAAAUACAAACUAAAAGGUUUAUCUUUUUUCUGAAGAACUUUAAGAUAGAAAAGAAAUAACUCUAUUUUAUCUUAAGAAAAAAGCUCUUUAUGAUUUUAUACCUCUACUGAUAAUAUUUAUUUCUUUUUAGUUUGAACUUUGUAUGAAAGUUAAAAAAUAUUAUUUGGUUUAGCUUUUUAACCUUAUCCUAAAAUUGUUUUUAUUGGCUCAUGUUAUAUCAUCUCUAUGGUAUUUAUUAGGAUAAAUAGAAUUAAAUUAUCUUCAAGAAGAAUCUACUUGGUAUGAUGGUAGUAUUGGAUAAGAUGGAACUUGGUGGAAGUUAUAUCUUGCAUCUAUGUACUGGACUUUAACUUUAAUGGCAACAGGUUCUAAUGAAAGUAAAACGGUUCUAUAAACGUUUUUUACUACAUUUACAAUGCUCUUCACAAAUAUAGCUUUUGCAUACAUUUUGAAUGUAAUUGGAAUUAUCCUAACUGAAAUGGAAUAAGGGGAAUAAGAUAAGAGAAAAAAUGUAAGUAUCAUCAAUGAAUAUAUGAGGAAAAGACAUAUUUCAAAUAAUUUAAAAGCAAGAGUUAACUUGGAUUUGGAGCAUUAUUAUUAAAAAAAUUUUAAGCAAGAAUAAAUUUAAAAUAUGGAAGUGCUUGAUAAGGUCUCUGCAGAUCUAAAAGAGUCUCUUAUCCUGGAAUAUAAUAAAAAGAUUCUACAUAAAAUUUAGUUUCUAGAUAGUGUUUUUAGUUCUAAAAUAAUAGAAUAAGCCUCACUAAUUUUGAAGGAAUAAUACUUUUUUCCAAAUUAAAUUAUCAAUUUAGAAAAAGAUUAGCAUGAUUUCUUCUUAAUUUAUGUUUUAGAAGGAAAAAUUGAAAGCUAUAUUAAUGGAAGUUAAGAAAGCAAAAAUCAAAAUGUAAUUUAAAAAUUUAAGAAAGGAGAUACUGUAGGGUAAUACAGCUUUUUUACAGGAAUUUAAAGCAAUCAAUAUUUGAAAUCUACAGAUUUCACAAAGCUGAUGAUUUUAAGUAGAAAUAGUCUUUUGGAGAUUAUACAAAAACAUGAAAAAGAAUUUUAAAAAUUUAAUGAAAUCAAAGAUAAACUUCUUCUUUAUAAUUAACAUAAAAUUAUAAAUUUGGAAUGUAAUAUCUGUAAACAAUCUUCUCACUUUACAAUAUUUUGUCCUAAUAUUUGUAUGAAUAAGAAACCAAUUUAUCAAUAAAUUUAGUUUUCUGAAAAAUAAAAUCAAGAGAGAAAUGAAUUUUAAAGAAAGACACUAUUUAGAGGAAAUUCAUUAAUUUUUUAGAAGUAAAUAAAACAGAUUACCAAAGAUUUUAUUAAACAAAUGAUAUAGAACGAUAAUUUUUUUGAAGGUUCUAACUUAAAUUAACUAACUUCCUAAGAAGAAACUUAAACGACAUAAAAUGAAGAUAUAGAACAAAAUCACUCCCCUAAUGCCAACUAAUAAAUUUAUGAAGACCAUACUAACUUUUUUAAUGAGACAAAUUCUAAAUUAAAAAGCAUAGUUUACACCAACAAUAAUCCAUACUAAAAAAAUGAAAGCAGAGCCCAUCAAAGGUUUAAUUCAGAUUAUUUGGAAGACGAAUAAAAUUUUCAAGUUGAAACAAGAACUUAAUAAAAAAAUGAUUAAUAAACAAUCGAUAGAUCUGAAAAACAGUAAAAUGAAUACUCUUCAGAUAUGAAAUCUCAAAUAGAUAGAUUUUAAAGGAAUCCAAGUAUAGAAAAAGAUAUGAUUUCAUCUAAAUAAAAAAAAGAGUGUAAUGAUGAUAAUUUUAUUAUAAAAAGUGACUAAUAUUAAGGCUAAAUUGAUGAAAUAGAUAAAUCACUAAAAUUUAUUAAAAAAAAUGCAUUUAAAUCCAUGAAUACUUCUAAGAAUAGUCUAGUAUAAUUAGAGCCUCAUGGCAAUAGUCUUAAAGAUAUUCAAAAUUAAUAAUAAUUAUCAAAACUUAAUACUUUUUAUAGAGAAUUAAUUGAUUUAAUAAUUUAGCAGUAAAAAAUUUCAUUUAGGACUUCAACAACAAAUUAAAACCAAAAGACUAACAAUUCAGUACGAGAUUUAUAAAUAGAUCAAUAAAACCCUUUUUUGUUAGACUGUUUAAAAGAUUAUUAAUAUUAUUUUCCUGAAGGAAAUUCGAAAAUAGUUAUACCUAGAUUCUAAAAAGCAUAACUAAAAAAAACAAAAGCUUUUAAAAAAUAAAUGAAAAGCUUUAAAGCAAAUUCAAAUUAAACUUUUUCUCAUUGA